GACCUAAUCGCGGGACGAAAAGAAAGAAAACCACCUCAUCACGAAGAAGAGAGAGCCAUCAAAGUGCGCUCCGCAAAAAGUCGCGAGUGUUGCUGAUGGUGAAAGACGUCGUCGUGCGAGGAAAAAAUAGUGACGACGAAUCGAAGUAGGCUGUGGAGCAGAGAAGAGUAGUGUGUGGUGCGUGUGUGCUUCGCUUUUUGGGGUCCCCAUCUUUUCUCCUUGGGACCGUUUUCGCGGAAGUGUUGGCCGUGUCCAGGGAACCAAAGGAUUUUACGGUGAAAAAACGGUGCACACGGUUCGAGGAAAAGGUGGCCACGCCGUCGCGGAAAUCAGGGCGACGAAGAAAAUCGGAUUUUUUUUCCUGCUGCUGCCGCUUUGCUCUUGCUGGUAUUGCGUUCCGUUCCGUUUCGUUUCCAUUCGUUCGUCCGUCAUUCACAAUCAUCGUCCGUCCAUCUUUCGGAUUCGGAUUCGGUUCGAUUUUUGGUUUCGAUCGACGGACGGCCGCUGCGAUUGUCGUCCGUGUUUCUGUAUGUGUGCCGCGUGUACGUGUGACGGAUUGGCCAAGUAGGCUAAGCAGCAGCAAGUGCAGUUUUAUCCUGAUCCUGACAAGAGCCAGAUCACAAUCAACCGGAGGAAGGGCGCCACAGAAGAGGCAGAGGCAGAGGGAUUCGCUUGGAAGCCAACAGUGCAAGAACGGCAGCAAAAGUGGCAGCCCCCGCAGCAGUAUCGAAGAUGAACGAAUUCGUCGUGGCCGGAAAGUACCGGAUCGUGCGGAAGAUCGGUUCCGGUUCGUUCGGAGACAUCUACCUGGGGCUGAAUAUCACCAAUGGCGAAGAGGUGGCACUCAAAAUGGAAAGCCUUUCGGCGCGGCACCCCCAGCUAAUGUACGAGUACAAGCUGUACAAGGUGCUGAUCGGCGGCGUCGGAAUUCCACACAUCCGGUACUUUGGCCAGGAGCGGCAUUACAACGUCCUGGUGAUGGAUCUGCUCGGACCCUCCCUGGAAGAUUUGUUCAACUUCUGCAGUCGCCACUUUACGAUCAAAACGGUGCUCAUGCUGGUCGACCAGAUGAUUGGCCGCCUCGAGUACCUGCACAUGAAGAACUUCAUCCACCGGGACAUCAAACCGGACAACUUCCUGAUGGGCAUCGGGCGGCACUGCAACAAACUCUUCAUGAUUGACUUUGGCCUCGCGAAAAAGUACCGGGACUUCCGGACGCGCAUUCACAUCAUGUACCGGGAGGACAAGAACCUGACCGGAACGGCACGCUACGCGUCCAUCAACGCUCACCUCGGGAUCGAACAGAGCCGCCGGGACGACAUGGAAUCGCUCGGGUACGUGAUGAUGUACUUCAAUCGCGGGUCGCUGCCCUGGCAGGGCCUCAAGGCGACCAACAAGAAGCAAAAGUACGAAAAGAUCUCCGAGAAGAAGAUGUCCACCCCGAUCGAGGUGCUGUGUAAAGGCUUCCCGGCCGAGUUUGCAAUGUAUCUCAACUACUGUCGCAGUUUACGAUUCGACGAGGGGCCCGACUACAUGUAUCUGAGACAACUGUUUAGAAUCCUAUUCCGUACGCUAAAUCAUCAGUACGACUACUCCUUUGACUGGACGAUGCUGAAACAGCGAUCGCUGAUGCCCGGCGCAGUGAAUCGCGCGGAAGAACGGCGUGAUAAAGAUAAGCAACCACCAACGGAAACUGAGAAAUAGAAGUUUUGAAAUUAUUUUUUAUGUAUAAAAUAUAUUACAAUUACUAAAACUGAGUAAACUUAAAACAAAACGGGAAUGGCAGAAGAAAAAAGAAGAUAACAAGAAGGAACAAAAAGGCGCGAAUGCGAAGAGCUGUUACAAAGCGAGGAAGAAGGAAAAUGAACAGGCAGCAGAAAGAGAAGCGGAAGAAGAUGAACAGAGAGAAAACAGAAGCGGAACCAGAGGUGCAGGACGCGGAUACAGAAUCGGAUACUUUUUUGCUUUGUGGGCAACAGAGAAAGGUUAUAACUGUGAAGAAGCUGAUAUAGUUGAGUAACACUUGUAAACGAAACGAGUGGAAUGUGGCAAAACAAAUCUUGCUGAAAAUAAAAUAAAACAAAAAGGAAACAAAACAUUAGCAAACUCUUAACAUUAAUUACAAACAAACAAAGUAUGUAAAAUUAAAUAUAAUUAUUAGUGAUUAUGAAUUACAACAAUAUCGGUUGAAGAUGCGGUGGAAAUGGAGGACGGCGCGUUUUUUCACGGCCGGACAAUGGCACGAGCAGAGCCGAACAUCAAACAACAGAACUGCACUUCCCGUCUCGGCUUUUUUCGUGCGCAUUAUCCGAUCGUCAGCCCUGCGCAUCCGUUUCACUUCAAGUACAUUCAUUCACACAGACUCAUACAUACGUACGUACAUACAGAAUCACCAUUUUUCGUCUCUCAUGGUCUCUCGUUCCUCCCCGUUCUCUCAAUAUAAUCGUAAGCCACAACUACAAUCAUGAUCAUUUCACAUACACAUACAGACGUUCGUUUUAUUUCCCCGUUCGUACAUAUUGAUGAAAUAUUGCUGUGUAUUACUACUACAGAUAAAACAAGAACGUUCAAUACGAUGAAACGCUAUUACUCUACAAGUACUACUACUACAAAAUAGCAUAAAACAAUGGAAAUAACAAAACAGUGUUUGUCUAAUGUUUUCGUUUUCCGACUCUAGUUUUUAGUUCAAUACACUCAAUAUUAUUUGCAAUCGAAUUUUGCGUAUUUCUUCACCAUAAAACGAAAUGAAUGGAGAAACCCAAGAAUUUAAUCAAUUAAGUAAAAAAAGAAAGGAACAAUAAUAAACACAGCCAAUACAACAAAGUUAAGUAAAUGCAAACCAGAGCAAAAAAGAAAAACUCUAGAAUUAGAAAGGGCCUGCUCCGUGACCAGUAGCAGCGUUGUAAAUGUGACUCUGUGUCUGUGAAUUUAAAAAAAAAUCUACUACUCUACAACAAACAGCAACAACAAUGCACAUUUUCCCUCUCCUGGAAAACGCUUUUCUCUGUUUCCGUUGUUCCAAACACUUAUUGGAAGUCGUCGUCGAAUCCCGUCGAUCCGAUCGCUUUUGGAUUUGUGUCAGUUUUGCAAUUUGGUCCAAACCACCCUCCCCCCAUCCCUCCUCACUCACACUCACGAGUGUGAGCAUAACCUCAAACUUGUUUUGAUUGUUUUUAUUGUUUUCGGAUAAAAACUGUUCAAAAGCGCCGCCGAUGCAGAAACCAAGUUCUCCUGUGUUAGAGUACUAGUUCUUGUACUGUCGAUAGAGUGAAAACUAAUUAGUAGGAGUAUAAUUGAUCCUUCUGUCCGAAUGUUGUGUCUUUUUGGUAUAUGUUUUAGGAUUAACAUGUUUUCCUAUUUUUUUCUUUCACCGGAGAUCUCGCGAAGGAGCAAAAGAGGUCACUCUAUGCAGCAGCAGCAGCAACGUCAAACAAUGCAUAGAAAUUUCGUUUGGAGAACAAAAUUGUGGAAAACACAGAAAUUAAUUAUAAAUUAAUCGAAUAUACUAUCAAAUUAAAAGAAAAAAAAAACAGAAAAGAAGAAAGUAACAAAUUAUGUGUAAAUAUAAAUAAUUAAAAACAAAAUGAAAACCAUGAGCAAAAAGCGAACAGACGUUGACAAGAGUAAGAAGACAACUCUUCUCUUGAGGAAAAACUAAAGUUCUAGACAAAACAACAAAAAAGAAAACAAAACAAACAAAAUCAGUUUUUUAAACUAUAUUCAAAAACAAAAAGCCCAACAAAUAUCUAACGACUAUAAUUGUUUAAGUAAGACAAAUAAGAUAAAAAUCCCAAAACACACGGACGGAAAACAGUUUCCAGAAUGCGAUCUGCAGAGAAACGGAUCCGUAAAUCCUCCUAAAGGGCUCUUUAUCCCCCUCUCACCGGUUCUCCGGAAGUUCGAUUGACCCUUCCUGGCUGCGGUCAAUUGGAUCCCCGGAGCACGCCCCUCCCCUGUUCCCCCACGCCUCAAAAUGGUUUGAACCACCCUCCCAUCCCUCGUUCUCCUCGACUUCCCUCGAGAGAGGCUACACACAAUUACAAACAAGAAGGAAAAACCAGAAAACAGAUAUAAAUAUGAGAAAUACAUGAUAACAAGAACAUAUAAAGUGUGCGCGGUUCAGCUAGGAGCCGGGCCGGCCACAAGAAGAACAAACAACAACAACAACAGCAGUAAAAGAAAAAAAAAGGAAGAAGGCGAAUAAAACAAGCGUAAAUCAGAUACAGUAGGAAGGAUUUAUUAUUAGGAAGUAAUGAUUAUUAUUUUUUUCAUUGAAUGAAGGUAAAAAUGAUAGGAUGAUGCAAGAAGUAAACAGUUAUUAAAUAAAGAAAACCUAAA
Aedes aegypti (yellow fever mosquito) is the source of this 4338-nucleotide messenger RNA. Its product is annotated as casein kinase I. NCBI's taxonomy places the organism in Eukaryota, Metazoa, Arthropoda, Insecta, Diptera, Culicidae. Bases 733 to 1704 code for a protein of 323 amino acids. Gene Ontology annotation, biological process: negative regulation of canonical Wnt signaling pathway; signal transduction; peptidyl-serine phosphorylation. Gene Ontology annotation, cellular component: cytoplasm; nucleus. The record is from RefSeq and is a predicted model, not a curated record. The transcript is spliced from 3 exons. Gene Ontology annotation, molecular function: protein serine/threonine kinase activity; ATP binding.